Messenger RNA from Diaporthe citri, 594 nucleotides. RefSeq lists its product as uncharacterized. Lineage: Eukaryota; Fungi; Ascomycota; Sordariomycetes; Diaporthales; Diaporthaceae. The transcript is spliced from 2 exons. Bases 1 to 594 code for a protein of 197 amino acids. The record is from RefSeq and is a predicted model, not a curated record.
AUGUUCUCACGCUCGUUCCAGGCCAUCUUCCUGGCCCUCAAUAUUUUUCUCAGCGUUGGAAACCAAGCAUACUCCAUGGAAUCCGAAACAGACGAAACAGGCAACCGCUGGGUGUUCAACGUCUACGCAGACGGCUACAAAAAGGCCGACGCCGGCGGCCGAACCGAGGCGACCGACACCCUCAUGGUGAACAAGCAGUCGAAGCGCCUGACCGUCGUCAAGGCCAUGAACGGGCUCGACACGACCGAGCCGCGCCUCAAGAUGCGGCAGGUCCUCAAGGAGUGCUGGACCAAGACGGGCCUCGCGCCGUCGGACCUGAAGGAGGUGCUGGGCUACAACGUCGAGAACGCCAACAUGCAGCAGGCGACCGCGGACUGCCGUGCCGGGAUGGGUCUGAAGGCUACUGAUUCUUUCACGGUGUCUGGUGCGGAGACGCUGGCGGCAAAGAAGGCUUGCUGGGACACGCUUGGGAGCACGACCUUUUCCUCAUCUAUCCGAGGGUCUAUCGCGGAUUUCGACAUCAACAAGGAGCUGAUUAGCAUUAAUGUUCAGAGCGGAGGGGGGAUCGAUCAUGUCUAUUAUAAGUUUUCAUGA